GAAACAAGACAAAACAAAGACUUACCUGUAAUAAAAGAAAACAAAGACUUACCUGUAAUAAUAGAAAACAAAGACCUACCUGAAACAAGAGAACGCAAAGACUUACCUAAAACAAGAGAAAACAAAGACUUAAUUGAAACAAGAGAAACCAAAGACUUACCCGAAACAAGAGGGAACAAAGACUUGCCUGAAACCAGAGAAAACAAAGACUUGCCUGAAACAAGAGAAAACAAAGACUUACCUGCAACCAGAGAAAACAAAGACUUACCUGAAACAAGAGAAAACAAAGACUUACCUGAAACGAGAGAAAACAAAGACUUGCCUGAAACCAGAGAAAACAAAGACUUACCUGAAACAAGAGAAAACAAAGACUUACCUGAAACAAGAGAAAACAAAGACUUAACUGAAACAAGAGAAAACAAUGACUUACGUGUAAUAAUAGAAAAUGGUAACUCGCCUAAUAUAUCAGAAACAAAGGAGAGUAGUAAAAUAACACCGAUAGAAGAC
Messenger RNA from Lottia gigantea (owl limpet), 507 nucleotides. RefSeq lists its product as hypothetical. The annotation marks the transcript as partial. The transcript has a single exon. Lineage: Eukaryota; Metazoa; Mollusca; Gastropoda; Lottiidae. The record is from RefSeq and is a predicted model, not a curated record.